UAAAAAAUGGUGAAAACAAUAACAUAGUAAGCAAAUGUUGCAAAGAACAUACAGUUUUUCAUAAUCAUGAGCAUGAAUCCCACCGCGCGAAAAACUAGCACACCCUUCCCUCAGCAGCGUUGGUAUUGGACUGAUAAAACCACGGGGAAUUGUUCGGGUCCCUCAACUGAACGAGAAAACCCCGCUGCUUCCCAUCUUCAUCCAUACAUUCGCUCCGCACACACACACAUCUACACGCGCUGUGUUUGCAGCUGUAGAACUUGAUUCAGAAUGCAUGUUUUCUCGCUCUGGCACAGAGUAAAAGGUUCGAGCGACUUCGGCUUUGUUUGGUGGGAUCUGCCGAUUACAAUCAAUUCUCGAGUUAUGCGGUUCUCAACUUACGCGUUUUUCGGAGGUACGCAGUUUUUUUAAUUUGACAGAUCAAACAUAAAAUCAAUAUAAUUUACUUCAAAAAUUGUACAUUGUAGUUUAAAUAGCAUUUUUGCUAAUAUAUUUUAAUCCACUUAAGAGCCUAAAUUAUCAGAAUGUUUGGCUCGAAAUUAUAUCAAAUGAGUGAUAAAGUGUAUACAAGUACUAUAUUGAAUAAAAAUUACCGAGUAACUAACUGUAUUUUGCACGAAAACCACGAAAUUCGACUUACGCUAAUAUUCGAGUCAGGCGGAUUCCUCGGGAACGCAUAAACCGCGUGUCUCGGGAUCAGACUGUAUAUGGAUGUGUAUACUUUAUUACAGUGCGUUACCAAAAAAGCCAUUUCAAUGCACCUCUAUUUCGCUACUUGAUAAUAUGAAUUUUUAUGUAAAAUGUUUAUUAUUUUUUAAUAUAUUUGUUAAAGAUCAAUGCAUUGUUUUUAACCUUUAAAAAGCGACAAAAAUAACAACACAGUAGCUAAUUUUAUUUAUUUUACGAAAAAAAUUCAAUAUGAAAUGUGACACACUGACACACCACACCAAGUAGUUUUUGUGCGCUGUACUGUAGAAAACAAAGUGCAUUGUCGCCGGAUAAACAAACGAGCAAUGUGAGUAUUGUGUUUGUUAUUAUUUGGCGGUAUUUUUUCAACAUUCAAUGAUUCUACAUCUUUUAUAUUUGCAGGAAUAAUUCUCGAAUGAUAGAAUUGCUACAAUCACCACAAUGGGCAGGAGUAUUAGCCCGAGUGCUUGCCAUGAAUUCGGUGCGGCGGCGACGUGCUUUGGCUAAAAUCCGGAAAUGGUGGAUGAAACCAAUUUUCAUACAACGUCACGAAGCCGGAAAUAAGUUGCUCGAUGUUAUAAUGCAGGAACAAGUUUUAGGGGCCACGUUAAGUUUCCUUCGCAUGGACAUAAGAGAUUUCCAUCAUCUUCUCGAGCUUGUUGAGCCACUCAUUCGAAAGUCUGACACAAAUAUGCGACGAGCUAUUACCACACAGGAAAGACUGUUGAUUGGACUACGCUACGUGGCAACGGGUGAUUGUUUUGGUAGUUUGAAAUAUUUAUUCCGGGUGUCCAAACGAUCUAUCGGCCGAAUAAUUACUGAAGUUUGUGCAGCAAUAAUUGAGGUGCUUCAAGAAUAUGUUCAGCUCCCAUCUACGACUGACGAGUGGCUGAGAAUAUCAAAAGAAUUUGAAACUCGAUGGAAAUUCCCGCAUGCCAUAGGAGCGGUUGAUGGUAAACACGUGCGAAUCCAAGCACCAAAAAAUAGUGGCACCGAGUACUUCAAUUAUAGGAGAUUUCACAGUAUCGUUUUGUUCGCUGUUUGUGAUGCUAAUUAUAAUUUUCUGUAUGCGGAUGUAGGCUGCCAAGGACGAAUUUCCGAUGGUGGCGUUUUUAAAAACUGCUCGUUGCGUCCACUCCUGGAGAAUAAUUCUUUAAAUAUUCCUGCCCCGCAAGUUUUAAGCUUGCCGUAUUCCAUAGAAGUUCCAUACGUCUUGUUAGGGGACAAGGCAUUUGGUAUGACGGAAUAUUUAAUUAGACCUUUCAGUGGCAUGCACGCGCGUGGUACUCUGGAACGUACCUUCAAUACGCGCCAUUCGAGUGCACGAGGUAUUAUUGAAAACACUCUAGGCAUACAUUCCAGCCGAUUUAGAGUGUUGGAAGGUCCUAUUCCGUUAGCACCAGAGAAGGUCAAAGUGGUAGUACUUGCCACAGUUUAUUUACAUAAUUUUCUUAGAAAUCGACACUCUGCUCCAAUGUACAUGCCUCCGGAGAGUACAGAUCGAGAAGUAAAUGGCCGCAUUGUGCAUGGAACUUGGCGAACAGAUAUAGGGGCUGCUGCUUUGACCGGACUUGCUGGGAUUCGAGUAAGAUCCUCCCAGGAACUUAGGGAUAUGCGCAUGAGAUUUGCGGAUUAUUUUAUGAAUUUUUAAAUUAUAUUUUUCACUUAUUUUGUUUCUUUAUACUUAUCAUGUGAUUCAUAAAAAAACACAAAUAUACAAAAGAAUUGAUAGGAACUGAACAACAAAUAAAUAAAUUGCAAUUUACAGUAAACUUGUAAUCCA
This is a messenger RNA of Anopheles coluzzii, 2470 nucleotides long. Its product is annotated as putative nuclease HARBI1. The record is from RefSeq and is a predicted model, not a curated record. The transcript has 3 exons. Bases 1103 to 2338 code for a protein of 411 amino acids. NCBI's taxonomy places the organism in Eukaryota, Metazoa, Arthropoda, Insecta, Diptera, Culicidae.